Messenger RNA from Caenorhabditis remanei, 270 nucleotides. RefSeq lists its product as uncharacterized. Lineage: Eukaryota; Metazoa; Nematoda; Chromadorea; Rhabditida; Rhabditidae. The record is from RefSeq and is a predicted model, not a curated record. The transcript has a single exon. Bases 1 to 270 code for a protein of 89 amino acids.
AUGGGCGGAGUCAGCGGCUUCAGGGCAUCGGACGCUUCAGGAAUGUGCAUCAUGGGACUGUGGGGCAAUAGAGCAUUUGAGAAUAGGAAUCAGUUAUGGAGAGUGACAUUGAUGGGGCAAGAAGCAACGGGCUGGAUCGUGUGGGCAGCUGGGUUAGAUAGCGUUGGAGAUUGGAGACGGUUCCAGAAUGUGAUGUGGACGGCACAUGAAGCGGGGUCUUUGACAGUGUGGGCUGAUAGCGAGAGAGUGCUUGGGUUGAGGAAACGUUGA